GAGAGGAAGCAUGGAGCAGGUUAACAGAGUUCGGGUCCUUUUUCAUUCCUUACUUCUCACCUGUGGAUCCGGCAGGUUGUUUUUCUGUGCUUCGGCCACGCACGUCCUUGUGUUCCUACUCGCCGCGGUCCUAUCUUCUUGUAGAGGAAUAAUGUUAGUGGAGACUGGACCAAAGAUCGUCGCCUUUGUCGGUGAAACUAUCCUCCUGCCCUGCAUCACCACCAUCAACAGUGAGGUCCCAACAGUGGAGUGGACUAAAGAGGGUCUGUUUCCAAACACUGCCUUCCUGUACCGCGAUGGAUGUGAGACCUUUGAGAUGAAGAAUCCAGUGUUUCAGUACAGAACAAACCUCAUCGUGCACAAACUUCACGACGGAAACCUGUCAAUGGUGAUAUCCAAUGUGCAGCUAAAUGACAGUGGAAACUACCAGUGUGCGAUUCGGAGGAACAGGAAAAAGAAAAUCAUCACAAGACUGGAGCUGUUUGUAGGUGCUGUUUCUGAGCCGAAACUCUCAGUUGUUCCUGGUGUUGGAGGUGGACUGACUCUGCAGUGUGAGGCCAGGUGUUGGUUCCCCGAGCCUACAAUUACAUUUCUUGACAGUCACGGAAACGAGAUCAGUGCUGAAGACCCAAAGAGAGAUGGAAACUCCCCAGGGUGUCUGGCAGUCACAAGAAGAGUCACUCUGCAUACUGCUACCAACAGGGUCACCUGUAGAGUCCAGCAGCCUGAGAUAAACCAGAUUAGGGACUCAGAGAUUUACAUACCGGAUGAAUACCUGAGAUCCUGCACUGUAAACGUUGUAAUCAGCAUUGCAGUGACGAUCCUUUUAGUCACAAUCACCUGUGCACUCGUAUACUUUAUAGUCAAGCGCUGUUGCUCCUCCGUUGGAGGACAGAAACUGAGUGUUAAUGGAGUGAGCAUCAACCAGCUACCGAAAGAGAUGAAUGAGAGCACACCCAGUCCGGACACGCCCCCCAGCGAAUCAUCAAAUGACUCCACAUCCUCACCAGGUAUCUCAAAUCCCAGUAAUUCAUCAACACAAGAGUCUCCUCAAAGAAACAACAACCUCAAACCAGAGACUUCAACCAGCCGCAGCCGUCCAAACUCUGACAGAUUAUCACAGACCACAGGAGGAGAUUCAGAACCUGCCGGUUCAACACAAAAUGCAGUAGCCAGCUCCCAGACGCAGAGAAGCAGUCAAGACAGCAAUUCUGCUCUUUCAGCAAACAGUGACAAUGUGUUUUCCAAUUCUCCUUCACACUCAAAAGAGCUUCAUUUUGUCUCAAACGCGCGUUGUGGAAGCACUGCACGGCCUCAGCGCAGACAUACGCACUCUCCAGAUGCAGAGCCGCUCAUCUGUAUCUAGAGUGGAACUGAAAUACAAGGAUGUGGCAACUUUUACAACUGGACAAAAAGAAAGUAAAAUGCUGAUGUCAGCUGACAGUCAAAGGAGAGUCGGUCAUGCAGUUCAAGUUUUACUUUCUGUCGACUGAUUUUUCAGCCAUGUUUAAGCAUUCAGCAGAGACGGCUGGAUACUUCAUAAGUAAACUUCAUUGCAAAGCAGUGCAUUUUAUAAGCAGUGCAUUUUUUAAUAUAUUACAUAACAUAUAGUCUAAAAAGUAGUAGUCAACAGUAAGUAAAUGUUGUCAUGUUAAUAUAUGGUAUCAUUUUAUGACUCACUAGUAGCACUGAAUAACUAUUAUCUUCACAUGGUUUUCAGUAUGACACUGCCUGAGCGCUUGUCAAGAUAAGCCUCCAACACAGAUGGUAGAUUAGAGGUAGAUGUAAUUUUUUAUGAUUCAAUAAUCAAGCUAACGGGACUUUUGAAAUAAGCUUUUUCCUUAUUUUUUGUUUGUUCAACUCCCUAAAAACAACCCCCCCCCCCCCGAAUAUAUCAAACUGUGGAUUUGAAGAGCUGUUACACCCCAUUCUCCUGACAUACCUGAGUACCUCAACUGCUUCUACUGAAAUGCUGUGAAAAUGCAGUGAAAGUAAAGUACAAAUACUUUAAGUACUUUCUUGUUUUGUUAUUUUGCACUUUUCUCAUGUUGUUCUUUUUUGCACAUAUGUUUCUGUGAUUUUACAGGGAGGGCUGUGUAAGGUUUUCUUAGUACUAAUCCUACAUAUCAACAUCAGCUUUACCAUUUAUCAGAUCCUUGAAACUUGGAAGCUUUAAAACUAACUUUAUUUUGUUUUAAACUACCUUAUGAUUGUGAUUUUGCUUUUCUACCACAAUAAUAUUUGUUAUCAAGUUAUUACAAGUUCAUUAUGUAUUUCUUUUUAUUUUCUGGUUGUGUAAAAGGAGCCGUAUGAAUAAACUAUUUUGGCUUUUUAAAACUGUUUUUGUCCAGAUUUAAUAAAACAGACCUUGUUUCUGACCCAUAUUUUCGCAGCUGGAGGGAGAAA
Oreochromis aureus is the source of this 2406-nucleotide messenger RNA. Its product is annotated as butyrophilin subfamily 2 member A1-like. Bases 11 to 1366 code for a protein of 451 amino acids. The transcript has 6 exons. The record is from RefSeq and is a predicted model, not a curated record. Lineage: Eukaryota; Metazoa; Chordata; Actinopteri; Cichliformes; Cichlidae.